Molecule: messenger RNA, 569 nt
Organism: Uranotaenia lowii
Lineage: Eukaryota; Metazoa; Arthropoda; Insecta; Diptera; Culicidae
Gene: LSm7
Product: U6 snRNA-associated Sm-like protein LSm7
Exons: 2
Coding region: 112-504 (130 amino acids)
Biological process (GO): nuclear-transcribed mRNA catabolic process; mRNA splicing, via spliceosome
Cellular component (GO): U12-type spliceosomal complex; U2-type prespliceosome; Lsm1-7-Pat1 complex
Molecular function (GO): RNA binding
Source: RefSeq, a predicted model, not a curated record
CGGCUCGAUUUCAAACAAAAGAUUGUUUUGUAAACAAAAUAGAAACCGGUGCGAAACGUUUGUGUUUUGCGUAGCUUGAAUCCGCAUUUUUUUCAGAUCAUAAACAGGCCAAUGGCGGAUAAAAAAUCUGGACCAGGAAUCGGAGCCGGAGGUGGCGAUCGUGGUGAACGAUCCGGUGGAGGAGGUGGUGGUGGCGGCGGUGACAACAAGGAAAAACGCCGAAAGGAAUCAAUUUUGGACCUCAGCAAAUACCUGGAGAAAACUAUACGGGUCAAGUUUUCCGGUGGACGAGAGGCGGCUGGCAUCCUGAAAGGGUACGAUCCUCUGCUUAACCUGGUACUGGACAAUACCGUUGAGUUUCAGCGGGAUCCGGACGAUUACAAACUCGCCGAAGAUACCCGGCAUCUGGGCCUGGUUGUGUGUCGGGGGACAUCGGUUGUACUAAUUUGUCCUCAAGAGGGCAUGGAAUCGAUUCAAAAUCCAUUCAUUACGCAGGAGGGUUAACUCGCGGUUUUUGGUUUGCAUUUCCUUAUUUCUAAGAUAAAACAAUAAAGCCUAUGCUGAAAUAA